Arabis nemorensis is the source of this 822-nucleotide messenger RNA. NCBI's taxonomy places the organism in Eukaryota, Viridiplantae, Streptophyta, Magnoliopsida, Brassicales, Brassicaceae. The record is from the annotation of a GenBank genome assembly.
AUGUUAAUUAGUAAGGCCAUUCUCCAAAUUUUCAAGUCUCAACUCGACUAUCCGUAUGAGAAGCCUUCUAAGAUCCCACAGACCGAAAAUGACAAAUGGCAACGUGCUUUCAAACAAGAUUUCACGUGGGAGGAGAAUUUAACUAGCAUGGUUCGAAAGGGUUUCAACCUCCAAGUGACUGCCUCAUACAAGAGCCAUAUGCAUGAAUGGAAACAAAAGUGGAUUAAAAACGCGGACGAGAAGCCAGCGGACUUAGCCCCGCAUGUUUGGACGGGCCUUAAACAGUAUUGGAUGAAACCCGAGACAAAGGGGACAUCAACGACAAACUCAAAGAACCGGAUGAGCCAAAGAGGUAGAAAGGGACACUUUACUCAGAACGGUGGGACGAAAUCGAUCGAAACUCGAGAGCGGGAAAUGACAAUCGCUAAUAAUGGUGUGAGACCGCAUUAUGGAGUCUUGUUGAAGGAAACACACACAAACAAAAAAACAAAAAUGGCUCAAGAUAAGGUGGUUGAGGAGUGCCUCGCAGCGAUAGAGGAAGACCGCCAAACUCAACUUACUCAACUAUCUCAGGCAGGAUCAAACACCGAGGACUUACCCCGCGAUGACAUGAACCUUAUCGUGCUUAACGUAAUUCGGGGUUGGUCGGCUUCCGGAGCUAGACCAAGCAACCCUACGCAUCUUGAAGAAGAAAUUGAGAGAUUGAACGAGCGACUCAAUGAGAAGAGAGCAGAGCGAGAGAGGAAAGACAAGGAAAACGAAGACUUCCGAGCACGGAUGAAGGCGUUUCUCAAGACGGCUUAUCCGGGACAAGAUUUUUAA